Molecule: messenger RNA, 1447 nt
Organism: Phalacrocorax carbo (great cormorant)
Lineage: Eukaryota; Metazoa; Chordata; Aves; Suliformes; Phalacrocoracidae
Source: RefSeq, a predicted model, not a curated record
GGCCGGCGCGGGGCGGGGGCGCCGCUCCGACGUCUUAAAAGUUUUGGGGUGGCGGUGGUGGAGGAGGACGACUACGGGAGGCUCGGCCGGACCGGAGCGGAGCCCGAACUUCGCGGGCGCGGUGCGCCGCGCCCCGGCUGCCGCACCUGCUCCAGGGCGGCCGCCGCCGGGCGCCGCCCCGUUCUUCCCCCGGGCCGAGGCCGGGCCCCGCCGGGCCACCCCCGCCCCCCCUUCCUCUCCUCCGCGGCCGCGCCUCGCGCCUCACGCCCCGCCGGCGUCGCCCGGCGGUUAUUAACGGCUGCCUCCGGUGGGGAGCGGCCGUGCCCGGGAAGAUGGCGAGCUGCAGCCUCCGCCUGCUGCUCCUCGGUUACCUGGGGGUCCUGAGCUAUUGUAAAGUGUCUGGAACUUCCAUUGAAACGGAUAACAAAAACGUAAAAGCAGAGGAGUUUAAGGAGGCUAUUCUUAGUUGCAAGCACAAAUUUUCAAAAGGGAUGAGCUUAAGAAUAGAAUGGAAGAAAAUCCAGUCUCAAGGAGUCUCAUUUGUCUACUACAAUGGUGAAUUUACAGGUGAUCUUCGAGGCCGAGCAGAGAUGCUGAAUACAGGAAUCCGUAUUAGAAAUGUGACUAGAAGGGAUUCUGGGACCUACCGCUGUGAAAUCAGUGCAAAGAGCGAAGAGGGGCAACACCUGGGAGAGGCUACCAUUACUCUCACAGUACUGGUUGCUCCGACUACUCCGGUAUGUGAGGUGCCCAGCUCUGCAAUGACAGGAACGGUAGUGGAACUGAGCUGUAAGGAGACUGAGGGUUCUCCUCCAUCAGAGUACCAGUGGUACAAGAAUGGUGUUCCCUUACUGGAAAAGAGAGGAACAGACAGCGCUAGAGCAGCAAACAUAACUUACACCAUGAAUAAAAAGUCUGGCACUCUGCUGUUUAACACAGUUACAAAGAAUGACACUGGAGAGUAUUUCUGUGAAGCCUCCAAUGGGAUUGGAUUAUCUCAGAAAUGCUCAGUGAAGCGAAUGCAAGUUGAUGACCUGAAUGUAAGCGGUAUCAUUGUUGCUGUAGUAUUCGUGGCUCUGGUAAUGGCAUUGUGUGGCCUUGGAGUAUUUUAUGCCCAAAAAAAGGGCUAUUUUACAAAGGAAAGCGCUUCCCAAAAGAAGACCAACUAUCAAUCUACGAGUGAAAAGGAUUUCAAGCAUACCAAGUCCUUUGUUAUUUAGAAGAUUUCAGCCUCUGUGAGGGACAUCAAAUGACUACUUGUUAUACAAAAAUAUCGAAGGGAUCUUUUGACCUCUACACUGUAAAUAGUUUCCACAUACUACAUGCUGAAAACAGAAACUGCUGAUGUUUAGAUCUAGUCAACCUGUGCUUGCUUUCUUUUUUUAAAAAAAUAAAAAUAUACAAAAAAAACCCCUAACUUAAAGAUAGAACCACAUGGAAUAUACAA